Messenger RNA from Thamnophis elegans (Western terrestrial garter snake), 2502 nucleotides. RefSeq names its product glycerol kinase (gene GK). NCBI's taxonomy places the organism in Eukaryota, Metazoa, Chordata, Lepidosauria, Squamata, Natricidae. Bases 167 to 1858 code for a protein of 563 amino acids. Gene Ontology annotation, cellular component: mitochondrion. Gene Ontology annotation, biological process: glycerol metabolic process; glycerol-3-phosphate biosynthetic process; triglyceride metabolic process. Gene Ontology annotation, molecular function: glycerol kinase activity. The record is from RefSeq and is a predicted model, not a curated record. The transcript has 21 exons.
GCAUGUUGGCCAGCGCCCUUUUCUCCGCCUUCAGUCUCUCUUUUGAGAAGCCACGCGCAUUUGGCUUUGAGGGCGCCGACGUGAGAGCCUCUGGAUUCUCUGCUGCUUCUUGCUCGGGCAGGGUCGCCUAGGAAACGGGCCAGGGGCGCGCCGUCCGAGCCUUCCUAUGGCCGCGGUUGUGGCCCAUUGUGGAGCUAUGGGUCCCCUAGUGGGAGCCAUCGACCAAGGGACAAGCUCCACAAGGUUCUUGGUUUUCAAUGCAAACACAGCUGAAUUAUUGAGUCAUCACCAAGUGGAAAUCCAGCAGAAAUUCCCCAAAGAAGGGUGGGUAGAACAAGACCCAAAGGAAAUACUGCAAUCUGUCUAUGAAUGUGUUGAAAGAACAUGUGAGAAAUUGAACCAGCUGAAUAUAGACAUUUCCAACAUAAAAGCUGUUGGAGUUAGCAAUCAGAGAGAGACAACUGUAGUUUGGGACAAAGAAACUGGAGAACCUCUGUAUAAUGCUAUUGUAUGGCUUGACCUAAGAACUCAAUCUACUGUUGAAAGACUUCUUAAAAGGAUUCCAGGGAAGAAUAAAUCCUUUUUUAAGAGUAGGACUGGUCUCCCUCUUAGCACAUAUUUCAGUGCUGUGAAGCUACGCUGGCUUUUGGACAAUGUGAAAGAGAUCAGGCAAGCAGUUCUUGAAGGGAGAGCUCUUUUUGGUACUGUUGAUUCAUGGUUAAUAUGGUGUUUGACUGGUGGAAAAAAUGGAGGUAUUCAUUGCACUGACGUAACCAACGCCAGUAGGACAAUGUUGUUUAACAUUCAUUCAUUAGAGUGGGAUGAUGAGCUUUGCAAUUUUUUUGAAAUUCCAAUGGAAAUGCUUCCCAAAGUGCGAAGUUCUUCAGAAAUCUAUGGAUUACUGAAAAUCUCUCCUACCCUGAGUUCUGGAGCUUUGACUGGUGUGCCAAUUUCUGGGUGUUUAGGUGAUCAGUCUGCUGCACUAGUAGGACAAAUGUGCUUCAAGGAUGGCCAAGCAAAGAAUACGUAUGGAACAGGCUGCUUCUUACUCUGCAAUACAGGCCAUAAGCCUGCAUUCUCUGAGCACGGUCUCUUAACCACUGUGGCUUACAAAUUGGGCAGAGACAAGGAUGUCUGUUACGCAUUAGAAGGCUCUGUUGCUAUUGCAGGAGCUGUUGUUCGUUGGUUGAGGGACAAUCUUGGUAUUGCAAAAUCUUCAGAAGAAGUAGAGAAACUUGCUGCCGAAGUAGGCACAUCUUAUGGCUGCUACUUUGUUCCUGCAUUUUCAGGAUUAUAUGCACCAUACUGGGAACCCAGUGCAAGGGGAAUUAUCUGUGGCCUUACUCAGUUUACAAAUAAAAACCAUAUUGCCUUUGCUGCACUAGAAGCCGUCUGCUUUCAAACACGGGAGAUACUGGAUGCAAUAAAUAAAGACUGUGGGAUACCGCUUAGUCAGUUACAAGUUGAUGGAGGAAUGACCAACAACAAGAUCCUUAUGCAACUCCAAGCUGAUAUUCUUUGUAUUCCAGUAGUAAAGCCAUCCAUGCCUGAAACAACAGCACUUGGAGCAGCAAUGGCAGCUGGAGCUGCAGAAGGGGUGGGUGUGUGGAGCCUACAUCCGGAUGACUUCACAGCAGUAACAUGUGAACGUUUUGAGCCACAGAUCAAUCCAGAGGAAAGUGAAUAUCGUUAUACCAGAUGGAAGAAAGCUGUUAAGAAAUCAAUGGGGUGGGAAACCUCAGAACCUCAAGGAAACAGUGAAACUAGUAUCUUCUGUAGUCUACCUUUGGGCUUUUUUAUAAUGAGUAGCCUGUUAAUAUUAAUCGGAGCAAAGUAUAUCUCAGGUAAAUUCAAAUGAGGCGUUUUAAUGGAUUUCGGGAGACUUUAACAUCUCAAAAGAAUAUGGUGCUUUCUUAACAAUUUUAAUGGCAUUAUUUUGACACAGUUCAUUGUCAAAAUAACUAUUUAGGAAAAAGAUUUAAUCAGGAAUGAACAAAUUAUAGUUGCUACUAAUUAUCUGCUUUAAAAGUAAAGUGAAAAAAACCUCUUGGUUAACUUCUGUAACUGCCAUCACAUGUUUUGUCCACUUUGAAAUGAAACAUGAAAUAAAAAAAGUUAAUUUUUUUUAAAAAAAUCUAAAUGGUACACUUUAAGAACUUCAUUGUAUACACUUACAAUACACUUACACUUAAAUUGUGGUGAUUUCUUUUUAGAAAUUGCUUAUAGCAAUACUUUCCCAAAACAUCUUUCUUAUUCACUGAUUAGAUAACCUCACUGAGAUUUGAAGAUUCAAUAAUAUAUUUUGUAACAAGGAAAGAACAGUUAUUUAUUCUCCCUUUUCAUAUGUGUUGUUUAUCAUAUUAGGGAUUCUAAGCUACUAAGUAAAACUGGUAGACUUCAGAAAAUGUAUUUAACAUUAAAAUUAGUAUGUAAAAUAUACUGCAUAUGUAUAGCAAGAAAGCUAUAUGCCAUAUUUUUCAGAGUAUAAGACGCACCUUUCUC